AUGCAAGACUUCUACCGGCAGGCCAAUAUGUUAAUUGGAUUCUUCAUUCUUCUAUCUGCGUUGGUAACAGCCUGCAGUUCCUUUGAAUUAACUCCUGGGAAUCGAGACAACAGGACCCUUCCAUGUAAUAUUAGGAAAAAGGGUUUAUUAACUAUAUUUGAUUGCAGCGGACGGGGGUUAAAACAAGUACCUCUUCCCAUCAAGUAUUCUGCAGAUUUCUUGGAGCUUAUUCUAUCUCGCAAUCACAUAGGCUCUGUAAGUAAAGCAUCAUUUCAACACUGGUAUAACCUCACAAAAAUAGACUUACAUUUAAACCAUAAGACUAAACGUGAGAAUGUGGACAUGUGCAAAAGAGGGCCAAAAAUAGAAGAUGGAACAUUUUCCAAGCUAUCAAAACUGAAACAACUGUAUAUUCAUAGUGAUUAUUUAUGUAAAGUACCCACUGGAUUGCCUAAAAACUUAUAUGAGCUGAAUCUGGAGAAAAAUAAUAUAUUUUCAAUAGGUAGGGAGAGUUUUUCUGAAUUAAUACAGUUGAAAAAGUUACAUCUUGGAUACAAUUGUUACUAUGGUAAUGGGUGUGAUAGUGUAUUCGAGAUUCAAGAUGGUACAUUUGACAAACUCCAAGAAUUAACGAUACUCUCCCUUUGUUUUAACAACUUAACCAGAGUCCCACGCGAUCUGCCAUCAUCAUUAAAAGAACUUUAUAUAAACAAUAACAAGAUAACAGUGAUUGGUAGGGAUGAUUUUAAGAAUUUGGUCAAUUUGAGUGUUCUCAAUUUGAAUGCUAACUGUCCAUGGUGCUAUAAUACUUACUAUCCUUGCGUGCCCUGUAUUGGAUAUUCAUCUAUUGAAAUCGAUCUCUAUGCUUUCCAGUACCUCACAAACUUGCGUGAACUUAACCUCGCAAGCAAUUCUUUGAAAUCCAUACCGAGCAAAUGGUUUGAAAACACAACGAAUUUGCAAGUGCUGAGUCUUCAAUUCAAUUUUCUGGCAAAGGAAAUGGCAUCGGCAGAGUUUUUACUCAAAUUACCUUUUCUCCAAGUUCUUGACUUAUCUUUUAAUUAUGAGUUAUUGUCGUAUCCACGAAAUAUUAAUAUUUCAAAUAAUUUUUCCAAGUUAGUAUCCCUCAAAGAGUUGUACAUUAAAGGAUAUAUUUUUCAAAAAAUUAGUCAAUACAAUAUGGCUCCUUUAACAAAACUCACGAAACUGAAUAUCCUAAACUUUGGAGUCAAUUUUGUUACACACGUUGAUUUUAAAGUGUUUGAACUGUUUCCCAAUUUAACGGCACUAUACUUGUCGGAAAAUAAAAUAUCACCGAUUUCUGAAAAUGUCAAUCCAGGAAGAUUUUUAGAAUCAAAUCCAAACAAGUAUGUUUUAUAUGAAAACUCAGAACAAAGGUCUACAAUAUCCAUGUCAUCCAGACUUCUUCCUCACUGUAUUGCAAGGGGAAAAGCAGUAGACCUCAGCUUGAAUAGCAUUUUUUUUAUAGAUCCAGAGGCAUUUAGAUCAUUUGGAGAUGUAUCUUGCUUGAAUUUAUCAUUUAAUGGGAUUGGACAGAAUUUAAAUGGGACAGAAUUUAUCUAUUUGAAAAAUCUGAAAUAUCUAGAUUUAUCUAACAACAAACUUGAUUUUGCAUCUGUUAAUGCAUUUCAGGAACUACCACAAUUGGAGAUCUUAGAUUUGAGUUUCAAUAAGCAUUAUUUUGUGAUAAGCGGUGUAACACAUCAGCUAACAUUUAUUGAGAAUCUUCAUAAAUUAAGAAUAUUAAAUCUAAAUUGGAAUGAAAUAGCAACACUAACUGAAGCUGAGAUUAAAAGUUGUUCAUUACAAAAGUUAAUGUUUGCCGGAAACCGUUUGGACAUCUUAUGGAAAAAUGGAGACUCACGUUACCUAAACAUUUUUAAGAAUUUUUCCAGCCUUACCCUACUUGAUAUAUCUCACAACAAACUACAUACCAUCUCUGAUGAGGUUCUCAGUAAAUUGCCGCAGAGCCUCAAUAAGCUGUUUUUGAACGACAAUGACUUGACAUUUUUCGAAUGGAAGAAUCUUAGACAUUUUAAGAAUCUAAAACUACUCAACCUCAAUAACAAUAGGUUAACCACGAUCACGGGCAACUUGUCCGGUUACACACAGUCUUUAAAGUCACUUCAACUCAGUAACAACAAGAUUUUCACAUUACCCGUGGCAUUUCUAUACCAGGUCAGGAGCCUCACUUUUUUAGAUCUAAGUGACAACAGCAUUGAAAAAGUAAACAAGACAAUAUUUUUGUCAGGCAAGGAACUAUUUUUAGAGGUUUUAAAUCUAAAAGGGAAUCCAUUUGAUUGCACGUGUGAAAUUAUAGACUUUAUCAUGUGGAUUUUUGAAAAUAACGUUACAAUUCCACGACUGGCUACUAACGUCCUUUGUGCUACCCCCUCUGACAGAAAAGGAAGUGGACUUGUAUUUUUCGACUUACAUGCCUGUAGUCUUGACAAAAUUUCAAUGCUACUCUUCUUUUUGACAUUUUUUCUAGUUAUUAUUGUAACCACUUUGCCCGUUAUAAAGCAUUUAUUUUAUUGGGAUUUUUGGUACAUUUACCAUUUAUUUGUGGCACACUUCAAAAGACGUAAAACAUAUAGUCCUGCUACUCUGUAUGAAGCAUAUGUGUCUUAUGAUAACAAGGACAGGGCUGUCAGUGAUUGGAUUUUUAAUGAACUAUGUUACCACUUGGAGCACAAGGGAGAACAUAUUCACCUCUGUUUAGAAGAAAGAGACUGGGAGCCAGGAAGAGCUGUAAUUGAUAAUAUUGUGCAAAGUAUUAACGAAAGUAAAAAUACAUUAUUUGUUCUGACCAAAAGUUAUGUAAAAACUGGAAAGUUUAAAACAGCUUUUUAUCUGGCUUUACAAAAACUGAUGGACGAGAACAUGGAUGUUAUUAUAAUUGUCCUGCUGGAGCCAGUUUUACAAAAUUCCCAAUACCUGAAGCUUAGAAAAAAACUCUGUAAGAGCUCCAUCCUGGAGUGGCCAAAAAAUCCACACGCAGAAGGCAUCUUUUGGCAAAAGAUGAGAAAUGUCCUAUUGACUGAAAACUGCAGCAGAUACAAUCAUUUUUAUACAGAUGCUGUUUUGAUCUAGAUGAGGAAUUGGAAAGGACAAUAAAGUUAAUCAAGAGUACCAUAA
Spea bombifrons (plains spadefoot toad) is the source of this 3159-nucleotide messenger RNA. RefSeq names its product toll like receptor 8 (gene TLR8). Gene Ontology annotation, cellular component: plasma membrane. Bases 1 to 3114 code for a protein of 1037 amino acids. Gene Ontology annotation, biological process: defense response to virus; toll-like receptor signaling pathway; canonical NF-kappaB signal transduction. The transcript has 2 exons. NCBI's taxonomy places the organism in Eukaryota, Metazoa, Chordata, Amphibia, Anura, Pelobatidae. The record is from RefSeq and is a predicted model, not a curated record. Gene Ontology annotation, molecular function: pattern recognition receptor activity; protein binding.